Messenger RNA from Elaeis guineensis (African oil palm), 1064 nucleotides. RefSeq names its product oil body-associated protein 1A. NCBI's taxonomy places the organism in Eukaryota, Viridiplantae, Streptophyta, Magnoliopsida, Arecales, Arecaceae. The record is from RefSeq and is a predicted model, not a curated record.
UUCCGCGAAACAAUAGCCCAGGCGUUACUACCGGGCGCCCCUAGAGGUGCACACGCAGAUCGCUCAGCUCCACGUGUCAACCUGCAUGCGAGAAGCUCCCUCUUUUUAAUGGAACAAAGAGCUGCAGAGCAAGGACAAGCCCUUCCCGUGAGCCAAGAUCUGAGAAAAAUCUCACAGCGAGAGAGAGAGAGAGAGAGCAGUAUGGCGGCAAGCCAUGUGGAGGUUCCAGGCGAGCCCACCAAGACGGUCACCUCCCUGGUGGAGGCGGCCAGCGCCACCAUCCAAGGCUUCCCCCCCAUCAGCAAAAUCCACCAGCACUUGUGCGCCUUCCAUUUCUACGCCGACGACAUGACGCGGCAGGUGGAGGCGCACCACUUCUGCUCCCAUCAGAACGAGGAGAUGCGGCAGUGUCUGAUCUACGACGGGCCGGGCGCGGAGGCGAGGCUGAUCGGCGUGGAGUACAUCGUGGCGGAGGGGCAGUUCUUGGCUUUGCCGGACGAGGAGAAGCCCCUGUGGCACUCGCACAAGUACGAGGUGAAGAGCGGGGUGCUCUUCAUGCCCGGCGUGCCGAGCGCCGUGGAGCGGCGGGACCUGGAGAAGUUGAGCAAGACCUACGGCAAGACCAUCCACUUCUGGCAGGUCGACCGAGGGGACGCUCUGCCUCUCGGCCUCCCCAACCUCAUGAUGGCCCUCACCAGGGACGGCCAGUUGGAUGACAAACUGGCUCAAGAUGUAGAAAUUCGGUAUGGAGUUUCUUUCAAGAAAGAGAAAGAUAAUAGGGCAUACAUGAGUGGUCCUGAUCAUGGAAUCCAUCCAUUAGCCAAUGGGAAUGGAAAGGGGCUGAAAAUGGAACUGAGAGAAGUAGAUCCAUCACUAAAUUCUGUACCAAGAGUUUUUGUUUGAUAGAAGAUGGUGAUGAACUAGUACAAGGGUAUUUACGGACGGCGGUUGUCUUUAUGUUGGACAAAAUGUUGGAUAUGUUGGUUAAAGAAGUACAUGUGGUUUUUUUUGGUUCUUGUAUGUGAUGUAGUAAUUAUAAGAAUAAACAUGAAUCUUACGCUGCA